UUACCCUGAAACAAAAAUCCAGCUUUUAAGUUAUCAGUUUUGGCGAAAGAGCAGGAGGAACGAAAACCAGCUGCGAGUGAUGUGUUGAGGUGAGGUGAAGGCCGAAGAGACCAGGGUAAAGGGCCGGAGGUUCGAAAAUCCUCUCAAUCCAAGGGGAUGAUGAUUGUUGAGAUAUGCAAAAUGCUGAAUACAUGGUGUUCAUUAAAAAAUAAAAAUAAAAAUAUGCUCCAGUGGUGAUUUGCUGCAUGAGAGCAAAUACAAAUGGAAAUAACUAGUCAGUCAUCUAUUACAUUGUAUAAUGAGUCUGGUUUCACAGUUAAAUAAUCGUUUGCCUACUUUACAACUCAUAAGGCAACGUACUUUGUAUAGUGCGGAAAAGGAAAUAGGUGCGGUCAUAUGCUGCACAUUCACCUCCUACUACAACUCUUUCUGAUUAUGACCCCACAACAUUUGAUCCAAUGGAGCAUCGUAGUCCUCCAACAGAGAGAAUGUGGAGGCUUGUUGGUGAAGUUUCCAGGCUCUCAUUAGUUGAAGUAGCUGAGCCGUCUGGGAUUUUGAUGACGAGGCUGGGUAUGACUCAACAACUCACAGUGGGGAUUAUGAAGGCGGGAAAUGCUGCUGGCAUGGCAGUGAAUGGAGGGUCCACAGUAGUAGCUAAGGAAGAAAAGAAGCCUGAAAAGACAAUUUUUGAGCUGAAGUUAGAGUCUUAUGAUGCUACUCAAAAGAUCAAGCUAAUUAAAGAGGUCCGAGGCAUCAGUGAUUUAGGCCUCAAGGAAGCAAUGGAUUUGGUGGAAAAGUCACCUGCAGUGUUUAGAAAAGGAGUGUCAAAGGAAGAAACAGAGCAUGUUAUUGAAAAGAUGAAAGCAGUUGGGGCCAAAGUUGCCACGGAAUAAUGGAAAGUAGUGCAAAGUAUUUUUCAUAUAAGUACGUAUGUAAUCAAGAUUUUCAUAGCAGCCUAAUGUGAAUUUUUGAAUCACAUACCUUACUACAACGCAGAGUAUUUUUCAUAUUCAUUUGGUGGUUUGGUACACUUAUUGACGUAAUUGGUAGUUUAAAAAUAAGCUUAAGGCUGUUGAGCUAGUCCUCGUUCAAAUUUUCUGAUUGUUGGAAAAUAAGCAUGUAGUUCUGAAAAG
Molecule: messenger RNA, 1133 nt
Organism: Cuscuta epithymum
Lineage: Eukaryota; Viridiplantae; Streptophyta; Magnoliopsida; Solanales; Convolvulaceae
Source: the annotation of a GenBank genome assembly